UGGCUUUCUAAACUUAUUUAUUGCAGAGAAGCUAACUUAAACGACACUAAUUUGAGGGCGUAACGCCGCUUUUAGGUGGAAAGGCGAGUGUUUUUGGACUUUGCGUGACCGGGAGUAAAACACCUUGACAGUUGAGACGGACAAGUUGGCAAAUUAGGACGCAGAGGCUAAAUGUGGGAUUUAUACGGCGAUAAAACAUGGUUGAAUUUAGCCUUAAAGACAGCCCGACUGCUCGGACUUAAAAGCGGUCUGUCUGUAGCGGAGAUACCGGCUGAAUGUCACUGGUGACUGGUUUAUACUCAAUACCACAGGGAGACUAUUCGAGCGCUCAAAUUCAACAUUACUGUUGUUUUUCUUUAACAGUGGCGCAUGAAUGGACAUUAACGAACACAUUCCAGUUUCAGGGUAAUGGCAGGUUGGGCUGCUGCUGCCCCCAGUUUCCCGACAGAAACGGACUAUAAACACACUCAGCCCUGCAGGCAACUAAACCUCCACUAGUCCUACUGUAACUCCUGAUCUGUCAAACAGCUGGGCACCCAUCAGGGAUAAUGGAUCCUAACUCCAACAGCGAGAGGAAAAAGACCUCCUGGACCAGUUUACCUGAGGCUCCAUCACUCUAAAUGCUGCUGAGCCUUCUAUCCACAUUUUCAUCUCAUGGCUGGGAUUCAGCAGCCACCUGAAUGACAGAUGUUUGCUGAAACCGUUCGUUUGAAGGAGCAUUGAAAAGGCAAAAAAAAGUGACCUUGGCUGUCGACUGCUAGCAGUUUGUGUGCCUGUCGUUCAGUCUGAUAUCAUGGGGAAAGAACAGGAUCUGCUGGUGGCCGUGAAGAGUGGAGAUCUUCUGCAGGCCCACAAGCUUCUCUCCAAAGUAAAGUGCAACAAAACCAAGUUGCUGGGCUCCACCAAGAGACUCAACAUCAACUACCAAGACUCUGACGGCUUCUCACCGCUGCACCAUGCCGCUCUGACAGGCACCAUGGAGCUGCUGUCUCUUCUGUUGGAGGCCCAGGCCACGGUGGAUAUCAAGGACAUCAACGGCAUGCGCCCCCUGCACUAUGCAGCGUGGCAAGGUAAAGCAGACUCUGUCUUAUUGUUGCUGAGAGCUGGAGCUUCAGUCAACUCCUCUUCCCAUGAUGGACAGAUACCAUUACAUCUCUCUGCUCAGUAUGGACACUACGAGGUGUCUGAGAUGUUGCUGCAGCACCAGUCUAAUCCCUGCCUGAUGAACAAGGCCAAGAAGACUCCUCUAGAUCUGGCCUGUGAGUUUGGGAGACUGAAGGUGGCUCAGUUGCUGUUAAGCAGUAAUAUGGUGGCAGCGCUGUUAGAAGGGGAGGGAGGUAACGACAGCCUUGAUUCUCCAACCACCACCCCCCUCCACCUGGCAGCCAGGAACGGACACAAAGACAUCAUCAAGUUGCUGCUCAAAGCUGGCAUUGACAUCAACAGAGCCACCAAAGCUGGGACGUCUCUGCACGAGGCCGCCCUCUACGGCAAGACUGAAGUCGUGCGGCUGUUGCUUGAUGCGGGCAUCAAUGUGAACAUGCGCAACACGUACAACCAGACAGCUCUGGACAUCGUCAACCAGUUCACCACUUCUACAGCCAGCAGGGAAAUCAAACAGCUGCUGAGAGAGGCAUCAAGCUCUCUUCAGGUCAGAGCAGUGAAGGACUAUUGGAACCUCCACGACCCAACCGCUCUUAACCUCCGGGCGGGAGAACUUGUUAUGGUCCUGGAGCAGCACUCAGACGGUCGCUGGAAAGGUCACAUCCAUGACACCCAGCGGGGGACGGACCGGGUGGGCUUCUUCCCCCCUUCAGUGGUGGAGGUCCUCAGCAGACGAGCAGGAGGCACUUUGUCCCGCCAAGCCUCAAAACCUUGCCAGCGACAAAACUUUGCAUCAAGAGCUCCACCCUCAAGCCACGGCCCUGGCCCUCAGGCUGACGACUCAUACACCCAUGGCUAUGAUCCCACAGGUGACAGAAGCAGUGUUGGCAGUGCGGGCAGCGUGGGCAGCAGUCGCAGCGCUGGUAGCGGCCAGAGCUCAGAGAGCGGUCACAAACAGAAUGGGACUCAAAACCGCCACAAUUCUGACACUGGAAAGGUUAGGCUUCUGGCUCCCUCUGCUGGUGAAUCAGGAGAACAUCUCUACAUUGCAUCAGCAGACCACAGCAAACAGGCAGAUGGGACCACAGGUGGUUCCCGCCGCCAGGUCAACGGCACUCCUCAGAAAGGCUUCAUAAGGCCAGAGCAGCUUCUGGAGGGCAAGGACUCUGAGGCCAUCUACCAGUGGUUGUGUGAGUUUCAGCUGGAGCAGUACACCUCCAACUUCAUCAAAGCAGGAUACGAUGUACCCACCAUCAGCAGGAUGACCCCUGAGGACCUGACAGCCAUUGGAGUGACCAAACCAGGCCACAGGAAGAAGAUUUCAAUGGAAAUCAGCAAGCUGAGCAUCCCAGAGUGGCUGCCUGAUUACAUUCCUGCGGACCUGGGAGAGUGGUUAAGUGUGAUUGGACUGCCUCAGUACCAGAAGAGAUUGUGCGACAAUGGCUAUGACUCCAUCACUAUUGUCAAAGACAUCACCUGGGAGGACCUGCAGGAGAUAGGCAUCACCAAACUGGGCCAUCAGAAGAAGCUGAUGUUGGCAGUGAAGAGACUUUGUAGCCUGCAGCGCUCUCGUAACCACGGCGACAGAGCUGGAGGCGGGACCGUCCGACGGAAGCCCCCCGCUGCCCUGGAGCUGGUGGCCAUCGAGCACACACCGACGCGCAACGUGCACUCUCACAGUCGCUCUGACGCUUCCUCUGAUGACUGCUGCCCCUCCCCGCGCACCCCCAGGGCCCUCCUCUCCUUCCAGGACAGCGAGUUGAGUGCUGAGCUGCAGAGUGCCAUGAUGGGCAGGGCGGGAGGAGGAGCAGCCGAGGCGUUCAGCAUCAGGGGCGUGACUUCUGCUGCGGCUGUAUCUGCCAUGUCAGUCAGUCAGGAGAGCAUCAGCGUGCGAUCGCGGGGAUCUGGGAAUUCUGGGAAUUCUGGAAAUUCCAAUUCAGGAUAUCCUCAAGAUCAGCAAGCUGCCCAAUCUUCUGCCAGGACAUCCAGCCGCUCCGAGGAGAUUCUCGGGAGUGGUGUUGGGGAGGAGGCCAAGUCUGGAGGAAGCAGUCCUAGAGGCAGGAGUAGGCAGACACCCACAGAGAUGUGGGAGCAGCAGAGUCGCUCUGCUACCCCCAACAAACUCCCCUUCUCCCCCCUUACACCCCCACUAACUCCCAGUAAGAUGCCUCGCUUUGCCUACCCAGCUGUCCCACCCAAGGCCAAACACUUCCAUUCCCCCAACCGCCUCCAUCAGCCUCAGCAGCACCCGCCUUCCUCGCCUUCCUCUGCAUCCUCACAGCCUUCCCCCACACAGAAGGCCUUCAGUUACCUCCACGCCCAGACAGGAGUCGUCAACGGGACACCAUGGGUGCUCUCCAAGCCCCUGCCUGGAGCUGUCCCCCUGCUGGGACCCCGACCUGGACAAAGUCCAGCGAACGGCGUCCAGAGGGGUCCGCACAAGAAGCGCGCCCAAAGCCUGACGCGCUACGCUCUGUCCGACGGCGAACCAGAUGAAGACGACGACCUCGCUCUCUCCUGCACCUCCUCUUCCUCUGCAGCCAUGCCUUCCUACGCCACGCUGUCGCGCAGGCCAGGACGUGGGCACACAGGCGCCACGGGGACACAACGCCACAUCAACCGCAGCCACUCGUUUGCCGUGCGAUCCCGACGUAAAGGCCCGCCCCCAGCACCUCCAAAAAGGAUGAGCUCAGUCAGUGGCAGCCCGACACGUCAACCGGGAAACGGGAAAGUGGGCGAGCCGGAGGUGAAGGGAGGGGUGGAGAUGGAGAGCACAGGCAGCGUGAGGAGCAUUGCAGCCAGGCUAGAGGGCAGCAGCAGCAGCAGCAGUCCAACCAGGAGGAUAGAUAUACCACCACCUCAUAUCCCAGUCUCACCUGUUUACAGCCCUGUGUCCUCGCCCAUUUCACGCGGAAUGAGUCCCCAUAUCAUUCUGCAGCACUCCAAACCUGUCCCUGCUCUAGGUGUGGGGGGCCUGAGGAGGACAGCAAGUGAGAGGACAGAAGUAGAGACCGGCAAACAAAGAGGUGGAGGUACAGAAGGAACACUUGAGGAGAAAACAAGGAAAAGUGAGAGAGCAUCAAAGAGCGCUUCUGCAUCUCCGAAGCACGGCGAGCACCUCCCUUUUGCUGAAGAAGGCAACCUCACCAUCAAACAGCGGCCCAGGAUGGCAGUUGUCACCCCAGCUGACGCUGAACUCAAGACUCCUCCAGAGGGUCCAGUCCAGCCCCCGAACACCCUGGAGCUCCCAGAGUUCAAUCUGAAGGAGUCUGACACGGUGAAGAGACGACACAAACCCAAAGACUCGUCGACCCCCGAGGAGGCGACCACCCCCAACGUAGAUGACAGCAGCUCGCAUGUCAACAGGCCGAGCGACGAUGAGUCUCAGCAGCUGAGAAAUGUGUUCCACAGAGUGGGCUCCAUGGGAAAAGGCCCAAAGCCUCCAGUGUCCUCGAAACCUUGCAGUCCUCUUAAACAACCCCAAAACAACAGAGCAGCAACCCCACAGAAAGCACUGUCUUCAGGACAAGCCGCUGCGCCAACAGCCAUUCCUAAACUAACCAGCGUCCAGAUUCACACCGUCUCCCCAAAGCUGGGUGGCAGCGGACACACACAGACACGUAUACCUAGUCCCAAAGCCGUCAGACAGCCUCAGACAGUGACGUCCAUGCCGGAGAGUCCACAGAAAGCUGCCGCUGUGUCCGUAUCGAGACUCCCUCAGCCCAGCGCGGCCUCUGCAGGACCGAACCUCACCAUCGUCCAGAGCGUUGCGUUUCCUGCUCCGUCCUCCGCAGCUCCAUCCCCCUCAGACUCCAUUUCAGCACCUCCCUCUCAGGCAGGGAAAGCAGGGUCACCCCUGGGUGGUGUGUCCGGGCUGGAGGUGCUGGCUCACAAGAGGCUGGAGCAAACCAGCACGUCACUGGAGGCCGCUCUCAAAGUGGUGGAGAACAAACUGGCACAGGGCAGCGCUGUGGACGGUGGCAGCAGCACAGUGAAGGCAGCGGGAAAUAUUCUGGAUGACAUCGGCAACAUGUUUGAUGAUCUGGCCGACCAGCUGGACGCCAUGUUGGAGUGACGUCCUGAAACUCUGCCCCACAGGGACAAAGUUCCCUUCUCUUCAGAGGGAAAACAUGGAGAGGAGCCAGCAGGAGACCAGGAUGAUCCUGUGAUUCUGGUAUGAACAGACACAUAGACGCAGUGGAGGGCUCAGCGCCUCUGAGUGAAUCAACACGAGCACAUUUGAGGAUUUCCUGCACAACUUUUCCUCAGUAUUGGCCAGUUUCUCAACGCGAGCACUUCGCCUUAGGACACACACCUGGGAAUGUUACUGGAGCAAAAGGCAAACAGCAGCUGCGAGAUCAGCGUCCAGAUGUCUUUGUGUGUGUGUUCAGUAUAUUAUCACUAAAGGGAAUGAGGGUCCAUUUUAAUCACCUGUUACCUGUAAAUGUAUAGAUAAGUCUAUGGUGGCACUGUGUAUGUGUAGUCAGAUAUCUUUAUACUGAGUAUAUUUAUACUUCCAUAUGUUUGUUUUUUAACAAAUGGAGAUCCUAUUGACUGUUUCACUGUUUAAAUCAUUCUAGUGUAUAUUAGCUUGACUGUAUUAUAUCUAUAUGUUGCUGCUUAUCGUCUAUAACAUGAGGAAUAUAUUGUUUAUUGAAUUAAAAGCAGCGUAUUCCAUAUGUACUAGAUUUGAUUUUACAUCUUUUUACCAAAGUCUUUUGUCCUCUUCAGGAGGCACAGGAAGAGGUUUGUGUCAUGACAGUGUGAGGUAACAUCCUCUCUUUAAAGCGUUUCUGUCAGCGAAAAGCGUGCGACCCACUAACAGGCUGCUAUUAAGUGUGAAGUUUGUCGUCUUUAAAGAAAGGGAGACUCUUGAAACAUUUCAGCAGUAGCUUGUUACAAAGCUUUUCAAUCGAGGUCUACCUCCUGGAAGAUGAAAUUCCAAAUUGACUGAUCACUGUAAGAGAUUUACUGUAGGUAUACCUAUGUAGAAGUGUCUCGUGUUCUACAGAGUAUGGAGGCUUGAGUGUGCCAGCGGAAUAAUAUGACUUUUAUAUGUUAAAUUAUAAAAAAAAAAAAAAUAAAUGGGUACAUUUUUUUAUAGUCUAUUGUAAAUUAAUAUAUUAAAAUUGAUUUGAAACUAUGAAUUUCACAGGUCAAAGUAUACAAAUGCCGAAAACUGUUUUUAUCUUGAUACUUUUAAUCGCAAAAGAAUAGUUUGGAAAGCCUUCACAUGUCACUUUUUAAACACCAAUUAGUAAUGUGUCAGCCCGCUUCAGUUUCAGGAUGCGUUCAGCUGGCUGUAGGCGUCUUGCGCUGAGCUUGGCGAGCUUCAGUGUGUGUGAAUAAAUGGUUAUGGGCUGUGUGAGCACACCUGCAGAGAAGAUGGUGUGUGGGUUGAUUCUGGCACACUCAAGACUCCACAGUGCAAAAGGUAGCUCUUCCAAAGCAGUUAGUGUCUAAACUGAAUAAUGAUUAUAUACUGCUGCAAAAGAUGAAUUUGUAUGAAUUCCAACAAUGUAUUUCUUAUUAUUUGACCAAUGAUGGUUGGUUGUUUUUUUUACAAACCGCUCCUCUGCUCCGUACGAAGGCUUAUAUUUGGACUGGUUAUCUCAGAGUUAACAGAAGCAGCAGUCAUUCAGUAUCAGUGUCACAGCAGGUUUAUUGAAGCCAGAUAUCUCAAAUGGAUCAGAACUUGAAAACUGGAGACUGCUGUUUUUCGUCCCUCGAUGUCAAAUCUCAGAAUUCUGUUACCUCGUGGAAGUUUAUGCGUUCAUUUCAACGUAUUCAAAUCAAAAAAAGUGUUUAUUACUAUAUCUGACUCUCCUCAUACACUUUUCAUGUGGUUAUAUGCCAGUAAGUGAAUCAAUGAGGUCAGUAAAGGAAAGCUACGACCUAUAGCUGUCUGUAAACUGACACUGUUUCAUACAAAUUCACUGUCUGAUUUUUUUUUUUUUUUUUUUUUUAAACGGCACUCAUAAAGUUCCCUCCAAACUUUUACAGGGUGUACUGUAAAAUCAGGGAGUUUACUUUUUUUGUUUUUUACAUUCUGAUGUCAAGUCCUUUUGAAGUCAUUACACAAAGCUCUGUAUUAUUCUGAUGGCUGCCUGUUACCUUUUAUUAAUAUUUCAACUGAAUUCUGUACAAUCCUGGAAAUCAUUAAAAGGAGAAUUUGUAAUGUGACUGCACAGACUUUUUUCUCAUGGAGGGCAGUAGAUGUGACUUAUGACGUUUUUACAUGAUAAUUUCUAGAGGUUUUUCUAAUUUUAUUUCACUUGCCACUGAGGGCUUCCAUCUUAAAAGGAUCCCAAGUUUCCUUAAUUUGUAUCUCACAAAACGCUUGUUUUUUGGUGGCCAAAAUCAAGUGUUUUUUUUUUUUUUUUGUCAAAUUGCUGUUUUCAAGGUCACAAACUCACUACAUUAUAAAAAAAAGACUCAGUUAUAUUUAAUCCAAAACUCAUAUUCGUCAAUCUUAAAUCAUUUAUUUGUGUAUGUACAGUACAAAUCUAUAAAGAGCAACUUGAAAAAAUAAUCUGCAUUUUCCAUAUAUGAUGACAGAAGCCCCGGAGGGAAGGAUGGCUGGACAGACAUGAAGAAGAGUUUCCAGUAAGGCUGUCAGAGCUUUCAUCAUACUAAACACUACACACACAUACACACACAUACACACACACAUACACAGUCCCUUCAGCCAUCGUAAGACUUCAACACGCUGAUGGAGUUCACGCAGCGCCCCGACAGGAAAACACAGUGUCCCGGAAUGGUUCUGUUGGCAAUCAGGGCUCAGGAGAGUAAUUCAGCAUUGUUCAUUCACAGAUACAGACACGAUAAUAUAUAUUCUUUCAUUGUAGUUGCGGAUUGCAGACAUCAAAAUCUGACUUUCAUUUUAACGUUUUUUUUUGUUUGUUUGUUUUUUUAGCAUUUUGAUGCAAAAUCUGGUUCUUAAUCUCUGUCCCAACAGUCCUUCUCAUGAGACAAACUUUACAUUACUAUAUUUCUCUUUUAAACAUUCUUCUUAAUACAUUAACAUUCAUUUCUGUGUGUGAUGUUGAUAUUUCAACCAUUAUUCAAAUGUGAAGUAAAAGUGGCACAACCCUAAAUUAAAACAAAAUCAUCAUAAUAAUAUAAUACUGUUUAACAUGGGAGUUUAAAAUAAACACUGCGGGUUUGUGCACAGUGUGACGAUGUAAAAAAAAAA
Messenger RNA from Acanthopagrus latus (yellowfin seabream), 8299 nucleotides. RefSeq names its product caskin-2-like. The transcript has 21 exons. Gene Ontology annotation, molecular function: protein binding. The record is from RefSeq and is a predicted model, not a curated record. Lineage: Eukaryota; Metazoa; Chordata; Actinopteri; Spariformes; Sparidae. Bases 794 to 5179 code for a protein of 1461 amino acids.